This is a messenger RNA of Phlebotomus argentipes, 967 nucleotides long. RefSeq names its product triosephosphate isomerase (gene Tpi). The transcript is spliced from 2 exons. Gene Ontology annotation, cellular component: cytosol. NCBI's taxonomy places the organism in Eukaryota, Metazoa, Arthropoda, Insecta, Diptera, Psychodidae. Gene Ontology annotation, molecular function: triose-phosphate isomerase activity. Gene Ontology annotation, biological process: glyceraldehyde-3-phosphate biosynthetic process; gluconeogenesis; glycerol catabolic process. The record is from RefSeq and is a predicted model, not a curated record. The coding region runs from base 129 to 869 and encodes 246 amino acids.
UGGGUUCGAACCACUUUUUGCUUACUGGGCGUUGAAGGUCAUUAAAGGUUGGACAAGUCAGUGGUUUUUGGCGUUGAGAUCCAGCUUCACGUUUCCUUCAGUAACAGACAGUGAACACUUUGUGGAAAAUGGGUCGUCGAUUCUGCGUUGGAGGCAACUGGAAGAUGAAUGGCGACAAGGCCACCAUCACUGAGAUUUGCAAGAACCUCUCCUCUGGCCUGGAUCCCAACACUGAGGUCGUGGUGGGCUGUCCGGCACCCUACCUGCAGUUCGCCAGGUCCUUGCUGCCUGCUAGCGUCGGCGUGGCCGGCCAGAACUGCUACAAAGUGGCCAAAGGCGCCUUCACUGGCGAAAUCUCGCCGGCGAUGCUGAAGGACGUUGGCGCGGAUUGGGUCAUCAUUGGCCACUCCGAGAGACGUACAAUCUUCGCCGAGAAGGACGACCUGAUAGCCGAGAAGGUAACUCACGCCCUGGCCGAGGGACUCAAGGUGAUCGCGUGCAUCGGCGAGACGCUGGAGGAGCGCGAGGCUGGCCAGACUGAGGCUGUCGUCUUCCGGCAAACCAAGGCUCUCGCGGGAGCCAUCAAGGACUGGACAAACGUUGUCAUCGCCUACGAGCCCGUGUGGGCCAUCGGCACGGGAAAGACUGCCACGCCUGAGCAGGCUCAGGAAGUCCACCAGGCGCUGCGCAAGUGGAUCUCCGAGAACGUCUCCGGCGCCGUGGCGGAAGCCGUUCGCAUCCAGUACGGAGGUUCCGUGACGGCCGGAAACUGCCGAGAGUUGGCCUCCAAGCCUGACAUCGACGGAUUCCUGGUCGGCGGAGCGUCUCUGAAGCCUGAGUUUAAGGACAUCGUCAACGCCAGACAAUAAGAAAGCAAAUCAUAAUCGAGAUUCACACGGAUUUAACUGUGCAAAGCAUAAUCACUACAAGUGAAUUUGGAGAAUAAAAGUUGAAUGUUUCAGUAAAA